CCGCGGCAUACUUCUGUGGUGCGGAAAGGCGAUAGUCGCCGUGCUCAGCACUCCUCUACCAAAAACCCCUAAUUGUAUCGAAAUAAACAUCCGUUUGGCCGGCGGUGAUCCAUCGAAGACGAAGGCGGGUCGACCGCCAACUUGCAGAAACGAGUAAGCUUCGUUGAUUCGAUCCAGUCAAGGGAAGAAGUGAAUAGAGGAGGGAGAUGCAGUUGGUCGCGCUGCAUCCUUCUUGCUUCAGGGGCUCGAACCCCCCGGAGUCUUCGUCGUCUUCCUUUUUGUCAUAUCUUAAUAUUUUCUCAUUCAAGGAACAGCAGCGAUCAGGAAUCCGUGGAGCCAGGAUUUGUAGGAGCACACGCAGAUUGGCCAUGUCCGGGGUUUUUUCUCCUUCGGUUCAUCGGAUGGUCUCGAGAUCUCAGCGGCGUCGUGCAAUUCAAGCCAUUGCUACCCCGAACCCAAUUGUUGAAUUGCCUCUCACUGCAGAAAAUGUGGAAUCUGUAUUGGAUGAAGUGCGACCAUAUCUUAUGGCCGAUGGAGGGAAUGUUGUAUUACAUGAGAUCGAUGGGAAUGUUGUGAAAUUGAAACUGCAAGGAGCAUGUGGGUCUUGUCCAAGUUCUGUAAUGACGAUGAAAAUGGGCAUUGAGCGCCGACUGAUGGAAAAAAUUCCCGAAAUUGUUGCGGUAGAGCCCAUUGUGGAUGAGGUGAUAGGCCUUGAGUUGAAUGAAGAAAACAUUGAGAAGGUGCUUGAUGAGAUAAGGCCAUAUCUUGUUGGAACUGGUGGUGGAGAGCUUGAGUUUGUCAGCAUUGAGGAACCUAUCGUUAAAAUUAGGCUAUCUGGCCCAGCUGCCGGAGUCAUGACCGUUCGAGUGGCUUUGACACAGAAGCUAAGAGAGAAGGUCCCAGCCAUAGCAGCAGUACAGCUUUUAUAAUUAGCUGAAGGAACUGCCUUCAUGUCUAUAGUUAGCUAUUCUUUGUUUAGAAAAAAUAUAUAUAUAAAUUCCGGUUCUCUUGCAGUGUUAGCUUUACUUGGGAUUCAUUCCAUAAGGUGUUCUCUGUAGAUUAAUUUACUCUUGGAAAUAAGCCUUAGUAGUUAUAUGUUGGAAUAAUUCCUAUUUUUACUUGUAGUGCUAUGAAGGAUAUACUUUCUCGUAAUUUUA
Dendrobium catenatum is the source of this 1157-nucleotide messenger RNA. Its product is annotated as nifU-like protein 2, chloroplastic. The transcript is spliced from 4 exons. Bases 207 to 929 code for a protein of 240 amino acids. Gene Ontology annotation, molecular function: iron-sulfur cluster binding; iron ion binding. Gene Ontology annotation, cellular component: chloroplast stroma; mitochondrion. The record is from RefSeq and is a predicted model, not a curated record. Gene Ontology annotation, biological process: iron-sulfur cluster assembly. Lineage: Eukaryota; Viridiplantae; Streptophyta; Magnoliopsida; Asparagales; Orchidaceae.